AGUGGUUGAGUGGGUAGAGUAGCUUAUUUUUUUUUAUUGUCAUUUACCAGAAAAAUUCCACACGCUUCACCCCCGCCAUAUCCUAAUCGCAGACACGAUGAACCCAAGGCUGCUACACUGGACUUGCCUCCUGGCUGCAUGCAUCCCCACCAACAUGCAGACCAGUCCACCAGACCUGGAGAUAAAAAAUGUGUGCGAGAGGCCCUGGAAGAUGGUGUACGCACACUCCGAGGAAGGAACGGCGCUCUUUGGAAGAAAAGACCAGCUCGUGGAUGACGUCAUCGCCGGGAAGGAAGUGAAGGUUACCUUGAUCCAGACGGAUGAGACGUACUCGAUGCGGGUGGAUAAUGUCAACAAGCAAGGCAGCGAACUGUGUGCGGAGUCGCUGUACCACCUUGCCCACAACGGCACGCACGUGGACACGAACGCGCCUCGCCGCUUCUACAUCGUCUGCACUUCCGGCUACGUCAGCAUUCUGCAGGAGUCUGGAGAGCAGAAGCUGCUGCAGGUGACGAUGUACUGGUAUACCAAGGACCUGACGGACCGUGACCGGCCUGUCUACUCCAGCUUCAUCGACGGGUCGCGUGCAAAAGGCCGCUUGGAAAACCUGUGGACCGCGGGCCGCACCAUGCCCCUCCGUGCAGUCAUGCGUGACCGCGGCUAUUCUUUCCCCAUGCACAACGUCUUGGUGGAUUCCACCACCGGCGUCGUCAACGGACAGAACGUUAAGCAUCUCGGGCAGACAGUGGAAGGCAACUACACCAAGUUCACACCCAACCCCUACGUCUGGUACUCUUCGUGGUCGACGCGCGGGUCCCGCCACAACGUCAGGUGGUCGUUGGACAAGCACGAGCCCAGGGGCAGCAACUUUGACGCCGUGGCCCUGGACUGGCACGCGGACACGUGCUGGCGCAUCGCCUACGUGCACGACGCCAACGGUAACAGCGAGUUCGGAAGUCUGGAGCACUUCAAGGCUCAGGUUCGCGAAGGUCACCGCGUGCACGUUAAGGUCGACGACGUGUCGGCAGUGGUCAGCAACGUGCGUGUGUCGGGAGACGUCAUCUCGGCCCAGAUCCUCGACACCGUGGUCCGCAGGGGAGGCAAUAACGCCAGCAAGCACGACAUCCGCGACCACACCGCGCAUGCCUGGACUGUAGCCCACACCUCCGGCACGGUCCGGAAGUACGAGUACUUGGUGGGCAGCUCCAUGCGCAGACAGCUGCCCAUGACCCGGAAGAGCCUGUCGUGGAGCGUCGACACUCGCCCCUGGGUCACGGUCCUGCGCACGGAGGACCAAGGAAGGGUGAUGGAGGGCAACCCCCACCAGCUGCGGCGAGCCGUGCAGCAGGGCGCCAGCAUCCGCAUCAACCUGCAGCUGGACUCCAAGUCCGGCGACUUCUUGACGGAACCCGACAGCCUGCGCGUGGACGAUCCCAGCGGCGUUGUGUUCGCGCAGGCUCUGCAGCACGUCAGCGACAAGAAGACCAACAAGCCGGAAGAGUACGAGCUGCAGCCCAGCGCCUUCUACUGGUACUUGAUGAUCAGUUCGCUAGGAGAUGUCCGCAUGACCGCCUGGUAUGUCGGCAAGAACCAACGUCUUUACGACGAGCGAGCACCCUCGGCCAACGUCACGUGGUUUGCCAACUUCUAGCAAGCGGGGUGGGGACACGGAUCUUGGGGAUGAACAGAGCUUCCGUUUUAUGAUCGGAAUACUGUUUUUGUUUGUUGUUGUUGUUAAAGAUACCAGAUUGGUUCAGUCACAUCCUCUCUCCUUUGUUAAAUUAUUAUGUCACAAUUAUUAAUUAUUAUCAUUUUCUCUCACAUCUCUCAUCGUGUAGUUUUUGGUUCGGUCAACACAAGGUGCUUACCUGUAUGUGUGCAGAGAACAGUGACCGACAGACAAAGUGGGUGUAUCUGUAUUAAAGGUAUUUUCUCACGUGUAUGUUGACGGCUCGAAAGUAAACUUUGUUGUAGACUGACACGAGGACAAUGGUUCAGUAGUCUUCCAUAAAGUCGAAACUCUAGCACAAUGUACAGUGAACAAAUCUCAUGAAUAUUACAGUUCAUAUAAAUGCUGCUCUUAUUCAAAGAAAUGAUGCUAUCAUUUCAUCAGGUACUCGUUUAAGUGACUUUAAAAGGCUCAGUUGCUAUUUCUCAUCUUUGGUAGCGAAACUUUCUUCAUUCUAAUGAUUCUGCCGGACUUGUCUUCUUUGGUGUUUCUCUUGCUCGUUGGCAAGCUUUUUUUUUGUGGAAGUCCCUAAAAACUUUUUUUUUAUUCGGUCAUCUUACUUUUUCCUGUACUUUUUAGACGUGAUUUUUAAAAAUAGUAUAGUUAUUUUAUUUAAAUAAUUGCAAUCCUUUUACUAUUUUCUAAUGAAGUUUUAAAGACCAUUUCCUUCUGUUUCACAAUAAAAGCUUUGUUUCUUUUAUUCACCUUACAUUAUUAACGUCUUCAAACGUUGUGAACUCACGUGCAUUUUGUUAGCAUUUAUUUGUAUCUGGAAAAAAAUAUCCGUUCCUUUCACUUUAAAGAAAAUUCGAUCAAAACCAAAUCUUUGUGUAUCUGUGACCGUGACGUCACGACGAAAACAUUUGCAUGUAAAUAUGCGCAACUAUUUUUAUCCUACUUUUUAUUUUUAAUUUUUUUGUAAACAACUUCACAGAAAAAGUGUUCUUUGAAGUGAUCUGAAGGUAACAAAAUAAAUUAUUCGACUCUAAAAUAAAUGGGUAAUACAUCUCAAGCAGUCAGCAUCCAACAUAUCAACAAGCAGCAAACAAUAUAGACAGAGAACAACAGGAAGGAGGGGAUUAGUCUCUAAGCAAAAUAAUCCCAAGGAGGGAUCACGGUACUUUGAUCUAAGACAGCUUGCAGAAAAUAUACAUUAAUAAGUAAAAUAAAAAGUAGUUUGAGAAGAGA
Messenger RNA from Pomacea canaliculata, 2917 nucleotides. RefSeq lists its product as uncharacterized. The record is from RefSeq and is a predicted model, not a curated record. Lineage: Eukaryota; Metazoa; Mollusca; Gastropoda; Architaenioglossa; Ampullariidae. Bases 98 to 1651 code for a protein of 517 amino acids. The transcript is spliced from 6 exons.